UGGGCGGGCCUUAUCAGGCGUCAGAGGCGGUGUCGUGGGGCAGUCGUAGCCCCGGAGAUGGCAAUGAGCGAGAGGAGGGGGCUCGACGGUGGGAGCCCCGCGCAGUGCGGAUGGGGACGCUUGUCGUUGCUGGUGCUGAUGCUGAGCGGCUGCUCAGGUCGCAUCCACCGGCUGGCGCUCACAGUGAGCCUCGGGGAGAAGAGAGCUAACAUCCAACUGAACAGCUUCGGAUUCUACGCCAACGGGUCUCUAGAAGUGGAACUGAGCCUGCUUCGCCUGGGCCUCCAGGAGACGGAAGAGAAGCCGUCAAAGGUGGGGUUCAGCCUGAGUCGCGUCCGAUCUGGCAGCGUUCACUCCUACUCGAGCCGGAACUUGCACGGAUGUCCUCUGGAGAGAAACAGCAGCAACUUCCUGGUCCUUUUCCUCAUUAAUAUCCAGGACCUACAGGUCAAAGUCCUAAAAUUUGGAGAGCAGAGGAAGUUGCUCAUUUCCCCUGGUCUCCUCUCGGACGCCCCUGCCCAGUCGAGCCUCCUGAAGUCAGAGCCGGCAGACACCCCUAAGGGGAGCAGUGAGACCUCUGCAGUCAAGGAAGGUCAGGCAAAGCCUGGAGCACCCCAUGUUUCAGGAGAGAAAACUACCCCGGGGGUACAUGGGCACUCAACAGAGGGCCAGCCACAGAGGCAUCCGCCCACACAGGACCCCGGUGGGAAGGAGGCGGAGCUGGUGUUGGGGCUGGGCCACCUGAACGACUCCUACAACUUCAGCUUCCACGUGGUGAUUGGCUCCAGGGAUGAGGAAGGCCAGUACAGCCUCAACUUCCACAACUGUCACAACUCCGUUUCUGGCAAGGAACAUCCGUUCGACCUCACUGUGAUGAUCCGAGAGAAGAAUCCGGAAGGCUUCCUGUCAGCGGCAGAAAUGCCCCUCUUCAAGCUCUACCUGACGAUGUCUGCCUGCUUCCUGGCUGCUGGCAUCUUCUGGGUGUCCGUGCUCUGCAAGAAUACAUACAGUGUCUUUAAGAUCCACUGGCUCAUGGCAGCCCUGGCGUUCACCAAGAGUGUCUCCCUGCUUUUCCACAGCAUCAACUACUAUUUCAUCAACAGCCAAGGCCACCCCAUCGAAGGCCUCGCUGUCAUGCACUACAUCACACACCUGUUGAAAGGUGCCCUGCUUUUCAUCACUAUUGCCUUGAUCGGCUCAGGCUGGGCCUUUGUGAAGUAUAUGCUGUCGGACAAGGAGAAGAAGAUUUUUGGAAUUGUGAUCCCCCUGCAGGUCCUGGCUAAUGUUGCAUACAUUGUCAUCGAGUCCAGUGAGGAGGGUGCCAGUGACUAUGGACUCUGGAAGGAGAUCUUGUUCUUGGUGGACCUCAUCUGCUGCGGUGCCAUCCUCUUCCCAGUCGUGUGGUCCAUCCGGCAUCUGCAGGACGCAUCCGGCACUGAUGGGAAGGUGGCAGUGAACCUGGCCAAGCUGAAGCUGUUCCGACAUUACUACAUCAUGGUCAUCUGCUAUAUCUACUUCACCCGCAUCAUCGCCAUCCUGCUGCGUGUGGCUGUGCCCUUCCAGUGGCAGUGGCUGUACCAGCUCUUGGUGGAGAGUUCCACGCUGGCCUUCUUCGUGCUCACCGGCUACAAGUUCCAGCCGGCUGGGGACAACCCUUACCUGCAGCUGCCCCAGGAGGAUGAGGAAGAUGUACAGAUGGAGCAAGUGAUGACUGACUCUGGAUUUCGGGAAGGCCUGUCCAAAGUCAACAAGACAGCCAGUGCCCGGGAGCUGUUGUGACUUCCUUUCAUCCAGCUGCCACCCUCAGUCCUUCUGCACCCUGCUCACCUGCUCUUGGCCCCUGGUGUGCAGGGAGCCCUAGGGGUUCGUGCCAACAAAGUACACAAGACGCGGGUCCCCAAGGAGCCUUCCAAA
Messenger RNA from Microtus ochrogaster (prairie vole), 1914 nucleotides. RefSeq names its product G protein-coupled receptor 108 (gene Gpr108). The record is from RefSeq and is a predicted model, not a curated record. Gene Ontology annotation, biological process: transport. Lineage: Eukaryota; Metazoa; Chordata; Mammalia; Rodentia; Cricetidae. Gene Ontology annotation, cellular component: Golgi apparatus; membrane.